ACUCGCCCUUCGCCCUCUGCAGCGGCUGAUUGGCCCGCGGGGUCUCCGCGUUCGAUUUGGGAAGGUUGAUUUAGCUGCUCGCUGUAAGGCUGUGGCCGAGGAUUGGCUGUUGAGGGGCUCAGCGCACUUUCUCCGGAGAACUGUGGCUGCGAUCCAGGUGGCCCGGCCAGGCUCCGGGCUGCGUUCUGCCCGCCUCGGGCAGCCAAGGCAACCAGGGUUACCUAUGCCUCCCUGAGAGGAGGUAGGAUGGAGAAAUUAUUGACUAGCUGUGGAACUAAUGUCGUGCUACAGAGAAUGCCCCCAUUGUACACGUCUGUGCUGCCUGUGCACUGGCUGGGUGAGGCGUGAAGCAUGUCUUAAAUCUUUGUACAUUUCUUCCUCUAAUGCCUGACUCAAAAGCACCUGUGAUGGGGACCCCGGCCUCUGUGGUGAGUGAGCCACCCCUGUGGCAGGUUUCAACUGAGGCCCGGGGCCGUAAGCAGGCCUCUGCCAACAUCUUCCAGGAUGCCGAGCUGGUACAGAUCCAGGGCCUGUUCCAGCGCAGUGGGGACCAGCUGGCUGAAGAGCGGGCCCAGAUCAUCUGGGAAUGUGCAGGGGAUCACCGUGUGGCUGAGGCCCUGAGGAGGCUGCGCAGGAAAAGGCCCCCGAGGCAGAACCACUGCAGCCGGCUGAGAGCACCAGAGCCUGGAUCUACAGCGGCCGACUCACAGGACAGCACCACUGAUGAGGCCACUGGCGAGCAGAUUGGGAACUCCCGGAGGACAAGUGCCAGAGUCCACCGAAACUGGAAUAAGCCGGGUCCCACAGGUUACCUCCACCAGAUCAGACACUGACCCAGUGAAGGGUUGGGGAGGUCCUCCCCAGAUACUGCAGGGACUUUUGCCAAAAGGCUUAUGGAGUUGCAAGGAGGAGUCCUGAGCAGGGCCCUGUCUAGGCGAUGAAAGCAGUAGUAAGAAUGUUGUCCUCAGUUCAGAUCGGAACCAGCAUUCACUGGACUCUGCCCUGUAUGGAACCUGUUCUUACCAAGCGAGGUGAUGCCUCAGACCUCACAGCAGAACUGGGCUGCAGGGCGUUCCCCUGGGGUAAACUAACUGCCAGCCGCUGUCACCGUGCAGCAGCCAGCUGUCCACACCCUUGUGCCACAGGCCAGUGCACAGAGAAAACUUGUUGAAGUGAAAAAUAAAACAUUUACAUCAACA
Messenger RNA from Peromyscus californicus insignis, 1199 nucleotides. RefSeq names its product arginine vasopressin induced 1 (gene Avpi1). The record is from RefSeq and is a predicted model, not a curated record. The transcript is spliced from 4 exons. Bases 384 to 833 code for a protein of 149 amino acids. NCBI's taxonomy places the organism in Eukaryota, Metazoa, Chordata, Mammalia, Rodentia, Cricetidae.